GCCGGGGGCGGCCCCACGGGGAACCCACGGCCGGUGCGGUGACACGGCCCCAGAGCUGCUGCCGACAUGGACUGCGGAGUCAUCACCUCCAAGACCGUGCUGCUGCUGCUGAGCCUCACCUUCUGGGCGGCAGCUGCAGGCCUCAGCUAUGUUGGGGCGUACGUCAUCAACACCUACAAGAGCUACGACAGCUUUCUGCAGGACAAGUACGCCCUGCUGCCGGCCGUGAUCAUCAUUUGCGUGGCCGUGGUGAUGUUCAUCAUCGGGCUGAUCGGCUGCUGUGCCACCUUCCGCGAGUCUCGGGUCGGCCUGGGGCUGUUCUUGGCCAUUAUCCUGGUUAUCUUCAUUGCAGAAGUGUCCGCUUUUGUACUGGGAUUUGUUUACAGGGAAAAGGUAAAAACUGAUGUGCAAAGUACGAUGCGCUCAGUCUUUGAGAAGUAUGAUGGGAAAAACUCAGAGUCUAAAGUUGUGGAUUACUUGCAAGAACAGCUUCUCUGCUGCGGGGUAAAGAACUACAGUGACUGGACGACCACCCAGUGGUUUAAUUCCAGUGGGAACAACAGUGUCCCCCAGAGCUGCUGCCAGCAAGGGGUGAAGAACUGUACAGGGCAUCUGGAUCAGCCACAGAAACUCAACACACGGGGCUGUGCACAGGGGCUGGAGGCUGGGCUGCAGAGCGUCAUUGGCUAUGCCAUGCUUGUGAUCCUGGGGUUUGCCAUCGUAAAGUUCUUCGGCAUGCUGAGUGUCUGUGUGCUUACUUGCAAGAAAGAAGAAAGUGGGUAUCAGCCUCUUUACUCAGGGGUGUUUGCUUAAUAAACUGAGAAGAACAAUCUUGCUUCCUGAUGACGCAAUUGACUUGUGACCAUACCACAGCUUUCUGAAACGUUAUGCUAAGUUUGGACUUGUGACUUCAGGUAGCACUGGGUGGUGUAGUACGCUCCAGAAAGAAACUUUCUUCUGCCCUUCUUUCCUCUGCCCCAAAUACACACAGCAGAAACUUUAUUUUUUAAUCAAUAAACUGGUGGAGGCCGCAGGAGGGGUUUCAGUUGUCUGCAGAAACCUCAGGUCAUUCCUAUGACGUGGUUUAAACAGCAAAAUAAACUUCUGAAUGCCAGGUUUAAGUAUUUUUCAUAGGCACGGGGAUCUGUAGUAUGUUUUUGCUAUAUCUGAUUGUACAGUUUGGGGGUUUUUCCCCCUUCUUUCUUACAGCUGUAUGUUGCAAUUCUGUUUACAGCAUUACAGAAUUGCAGCGGUUGUUAGUGCAAGACAACCCCAUGUUUAAGGUCUGGGACAAGCAUUUGUGUGGCUGUUUGGAGAAGCUAGCAGACAUGAAAAAACCCAGGUUUUGAGCUUUUGUGCUCAAAACUCUCUCUCUUUGAUUUGUUUUUAAUCUCUUAAUUAUUGACAUUAAAUGCUCCUUAUGAAGCAGGGCUUUUGAACAUUUUCUUUCUCCUUUUUCUAUGGUUUGCCUUGGGGAAUUAGUGCCACAUUUCCACCCUGAUUGUGUUUUCUCUGUGAAAACCUUAAAAAUACGCAUUCUAAUACAAAGCAAUUUCAAUAACCUGCUGUAGCAUGGCUUUCACACAUUUUCUGUUCUCCUUAAUUCUGCUGGACACAGUCACUUACUCCUUAGAUUGCAUCCCUGCUUUAACACAGUCCUUCUUUAACUCAUUUGUAUGUUAAUCUGUUUAUAAGCUCUUCAGGAUUUUGGGGAUAGAGAACGGAGAGAACUGUGAGCUUUUAUGUACCAGGGAAUUGUGGAAAAGCAGCAGAGAUUCUGCUCAUUCCUUCCUUGGAGAGAUAAACAGCCUGUCCUUAACAAAAUAAACCUUUAUAUUUGUAGCUAAUUAGAAAAAAAAUUAGUUUGCGGUCAGUGUAAGCUGUUUAAUUAUCCCCAUACCUACCCCAAGAGAAAAAGGAAAGCAACUAGUGACAAAGUCCUAUAGGAGACACACCAGCAUGACCAUGUGUACGUUGAAAACGGAAUUUUUAUUGAGCGCUUUGUCUUCUGUUAAAUGCUGAAAUAAACUGAAUUUAUACAACCAA
Corvus hawaiiensis (hawaiian crow) is the source of this 2046-nucleotide messenger RNA. Its product is annotated as tetraspanin-36-like. The coding region runs from base 67 to 813 and encodes 248 amino acids. NCBI's taxonomy places the organism in Eukaryota, Metazoa, Chordata, Aves, Passeriformes, Corvidae. Gene Ontology annotation, biological process: regulation of vascular endothelial growth factor signaling pathway; protein maturation; protein localization to plasma membrane. The record is from RefSeq and is a predicted model, not a curated record. The transcript has 7 exons. Gene Ontology annotation, cellular component: membrane.